CCUCGUGUCGCUGCGAAGAAGACGCAUUAUCCUGAAACCAGUAUCCCAUCGAGAAGCCGGCCUGUCACGGCGUUGGGCAACCGCCUAAACGACCCGAUUAAGAAGAUGUCUUCAUUUGUCUCGAGUCCGCGAACAAGCCCUUCACUGGUCACGUCCGGAGGAGGAUAUCAAACCGGCCAGUCUCGUCGAAACCGCGCCAAGUUGGGCUGGUCAAAACUGGUCAGUGUCUACGAAAGCGAGAUCGUCGGUCUCCAGCCACCAGCCUCGGAUGUGACACAAGCCGGCCUCAAGUCGGUCUGUAAGACGCAGGCUUUGCCGAGCUCAUGCGAUUACCCUAGGCCCCGAGGGAGUGGUAUGGGUGAGACUCGGGCCUCGAGCCUCACCAUACCGGUCCAUUGGACACAACCCAUUGCUGCUAGACUCACUGUUUUCUGGCAGUCUUCUUCCCUUUUUGCUCGUUCCACACUCCCCCCCUCCCCACCUCUUCAACCAUGCAUCCCAGUGGGGACACUGACGGCUCUGCCUCGGUCUGACCAGCCGUGGUUCUACUCCACUUGUACCACUCAACCACGACACUAUCCAUCUCCCUGGGUCUACCCAUCAACUGGGGCGUGUCUGUUUGGCGUGAGCACGAACGGGCACAAGAAGACGAACCCGGCCAGGACGGGCCAGCAUGGAAAAGUCUCACUGGACCGUCCGACACGCGGAUGCACAGGCAAGUAG
Messenger RNA from Protopolystoma xenopodis, 723 nucleotides. The record is from the annotation of a GenBank genome assembly. NCBI's taxonomy places the organism in Eukaryota, Metazoa, Platyhelminthes, Monogenea, Polystomatidea, Polystomatidae.